AGCAUGUCUGUGGCGAUGAAGGAGCUGCCGCAGAGGCGUAAGUCCCUGGGCCCGGUGUCCCCAAAACGCAUCUACAGGAGCCUCUCCGUCAGGCUGCGCAGCGGGGAGUCACCCAUGGAUGGGGACCUGGACGUCACCAAACACCAGUGCAAAGCCCUGUCGUCCACCAUCAGACCCAGCAGGGAGGCACAGCAGUCCUGUUGGGUCUGUUUUUACACCUCCCUGUGGGAGGCCGUGGAGAGCGAGGACACCAUGGCUGUCCAGAGCCUGUUGUCCCGGGACAGAAGCUGGAGCGCGGAGAGAGGAGGAGGAGGAGGAGCAGGAGCAGGAGCAGGAGGAGGAGCAGGAGCAGGAGGAAGAGUAGACCGGUCAGAGCAGAGGGACAAGUGGGUUAACGCCAUGAGCGAGCAGGGCCUGGUGCCCUUGGACGUGGCCGUGCUAACCCACAAUUCCCCACUGCUGCAAGUGCUAAUUAAGGCCGGGGCCAGACACAAUCCAUACUUGUGUCGUCCGUCUGAGUGGGCGUUGAAGCUGGAUGCCCUGGUGUCGGUGGCGGCCCAGCGUGUGGAGGAACAGCGUAGGCUGGUUCUGGCCCGCUCCCGGGCCCCGCUCCACCUGCAGGCCAGCGCCCAGCGCCAGCUGCACCUGUGGACCCUGCGCCACCAGCUCUACUGCAAGAUGAGGGACAGCUUCCACCUCACAGAUCUCCCCGGCCCUCCCAGCAGUGCUGCGUUGCAGGUGACCAGUGCCACAUCGUUGUCGGUGUCCGUCAGAGAGCCGGCUGGCAUGGCUAACGGCCUCAUCACACGCUACAGGGUGGAGUGGAGCACAUCGGAGACGUUUGAGCCCAUGUGUGGAACUGGCUUCAUCACCCACAUAAAGAGCCCUGUCUUCAGCAUCACGGGGCUGGCCACUGGCACGGCGUACUACGUGAGAGUGUGCGCCUACAACGUGCGAGGAUGGGGCCCGCCUCAGACCUCCAGCCCUCCCUGCGCUACUCCUUCCAGCUGGUUGGAGUGUAGCGGGGUGCGGGUGCGGAGCAGAGCUCAGGAGACGGCUGUGGGGAAGAUCUUGGAGCAGAUCAGAGAGCCACACUACAGGGGCUUCUGCACAGAAAAUGGCCGGCAGCUGAGCCCCACCAAGCGUCUGUCGGUGUCCCGCAGCCUCAAGCAGCUCUUCCAGUCGGCCACCAAGUUUGUGCGUCUGCUGCAGAGGGGUGUAUACCUGGCGACUAUAUUUUACUACAAAGAUAACUUCUUGGCCACGGGAGAGGAGCAGUUUCCAAUGGUGGAGAUCCAGUGCUGCUCUACGUCCAUCAUUCAAGACUUCCUAUGGUUUUCUAAGCUGUCGUGUGCGUGGCAGCAGGUUCCGUGGCUGCAGCAGGCCCUGGGCUCCUCUCUGUCCUCCUCCUCGUCGCUCCUCCAGAACAGACUCACCAUCCUGAGGGCGGUGGCACAGCUACAGUCGUCGCUUGGGACGUCAGACCUGGGCCAGGUGUACUACGAGCCUCUAAGGGACCGGCAGGGGAACGUGCUGCUGGUGACCAUGAAGGAGUGCAGCCCGCCAUCGCACCCCCCCGACCCCCCGCUGCGCUGGGUGCCCAUGGCCCGUCUGGACCGGAACCGCUGCCACACCCCACUGCUGCCCGAACCCACGGCCAUGGACACCCUCACGGACCAGCUCAAGGAGAAGCUGAGCUACCACAGGCGCAGCAUGCAGCAGGCUCAGCCGGGCCUGUACGUGGGCAUCCUGAAGCUGUGCAGCUCCGUUGAGCAGCUGAGGGUGCUCGUACCCCAGAGGCUGCCCAACCUGCUCUGCCACGCCCGCGUACGCACCAACCCACACGUUGCCAAGGAGGAGUGGCAGUGGCUGCAGAGGCAUGCGGUGCACUUGGGCAGCAGCUGGGCGGAGGGCGAGGAGGGCGGUGUGAUCGACAGCUCCGGGGUGGAGGAGUUCGUCCACUCGCUCAGGUCCGCUGUCACCAACCUGCUGACGCGGCUCAACAUUCCUGUCUACAGGGCCUAUCAGUACCGGGUGUACACACAGGAGCUUCUCCAGUUUGGGGAGAGCCUCUCCAUGCUGCUGCUGCUGCCUCCCAGCGAGGAGUUCAGUGCCAGCUACUGGCCACUGGAGGGCGCCCAGGAUCCCGGCAUCACCAUGCCCCUUCAGAUCUUUGAACUGGUGCACUUCUGGGCGUAUGCACGCGGCUUCCUGUCCCAGUACUGCCAGGCCUGGCUGCGGCUGGAGCUGGACGUCUACCUAUCCCAGCAGGCCCUGCGGGAGGCCCUGGACACCAAGGAAGUGGUGGAGGCUCGGGAGAGACUCAACCACAUCACACAGCUAUCAAAGAACCUGGAGGAUGUGUGGCGGGAGGCCAGAUGGAUCAUGGACGUGAUGCAGUGCGUUCGCGCCAAGCGUACUGGUGGUGCAGGAGCGGUGCCCUUGGGGCUGGUGAUGGGAGGCCAGCCGCCACCCUCCCCUGAUGUCAGUGGGGAAGGGGCAUUUGGGGACAUUCCCAUAGUGCUGCCCCCUCACAUGCUGAACACAGAAGGCACGGACAGCACAGAAUCAGCAGACGCAGGCAGGCUUGACUUAACCACGUCAGGGGGAGCUCUACUCCUGUCCAACAUGGAGACCAGCCUCCCCUCCACUGAGGAGUACGAACCGGAACCCCCUACACCACCAGACACCAUGCCCUUCAGCAUCAGCACACAGUACCUCAGCCCCCAUCCACCACCACCACCACCACCCAUCUUCUGCACCACGAUGGGUGCUCACCUGUUGCCCGACAUACCUGAGGAGGAGGUGGGUGUGGGUGUGGGUGUGGGUGUGGGUGUGACGGUGCCCUGCCUGCAGCCUGACCUCCUGAACCCCUGCAGCCUGCAUGAGGAGGGGCUGGGGGAGGAGCAGGCCAUGGCCGUGGUGGGGGACAUGCUCGGCAUGCUGGACCAUCUGGAUCUUCGCGACCAGAAGCUGAUGAGCCUCAGUGGACUAGAACCACGUCAGGUGGAUGCCAACUGCAUGAGCUUCAGUGGACUAGAACCACGUCAGGUGGAUGCCAACUGCAUGAGCUUCAGUGGACUAGACCCUCAGGGGGAUACUAACAGCAGCCUGGGGCUCCGUGAUCCGCAGAAGCUGAUGAGCUUUAGCGGACUGGAUACUUCAACAACAGAGCCUAAUCACCGUAGCAUGCUGGGGGCUGAAGGUGGAACUUAUAGCUCCACCACAACCAGUAUUCUCAGCAGCUGCAGUCGCGCCACAGACAGCCUUCUGAGACAUGCUCAGAUGUUAUGCCAUGGCGAGAGCGGUCGUACAGGAGUACCUGAGGAGCUUGGUGGACUACAAGGAAAUAACAAACAGUGGGCGUCAGAACAACCCUCUGUGGACCCCUUCUCCUCCUUGCCCUCUCUUCAGUCGCCCCUUCCCCCCGGUGCGACGGUGUCGUCCUCCAAGCCCAGUCCAGCAUCAAGUGGGCAGAGCGCUCUGCCAGGCGGGGCCAGUAGGGGGAGUGGUCUCCCCAUGAGAAGUGCGGUGGCAUGGGUGACGACCUUUGCAGAUCAGCAGUCCUGACAGUGAAAAGGGGAUCUGACUAACUGCCGAGCCAGCUUCCGUUUCAUCUCAACAGAUUUACCACUCCAGAUAUGCCAUCAGACGCAGCAGAUGGAGGCAGGCUGUUGGCUAGAAUCGAGAUGUUGUUGUAGACCCAUAUUAUUUCAUGUCCCAGUUUUGUUAUCUGUGCAAGAUGUGCAUCACUAUAUUACUUUUGAGAUACAGUAGGUCGUCAUAGAGAUAACUUUUGAUGUGAGUUUUACUAGUGAGUUCCCCGGUGUGUAAAUACUGUAAAGGACCAAAAUCCCUGUACUCUACUGUAGCAACAUUGAUGAAUUCAAAGCAAAGAAAGUGCCUUGAAAAAUGUCUGUUGAUCAGUAUUUGAGAUAAAAACCUGAUUAUUUUCACAAUUUCACUUUCAGUGAUGAAAAGGGAGUAAAGGGAGAUAAUGAAAUGUAUUACCUGAACACUAGAAAUGUAUAUUGCCUUUAAAACAGCUGAUCAAUAGCCAAAUCAAACUAAGAAGAACGGUGUUUGUGCAUGUAUGAAAUGUCAAAAUUGUUGGAUCUGCUGUCAUCAAACAGUAGCUGGGGGUUCUUUCAGAGAGGUGUCAUCAUUGCCAACAGCAGUCGGACGAAAAAGUAUAAUAGACCUCUAUUAAUGUCUGUGCUGGUGGGUCAUUUGCGAAAUUUGGGGGGUGCAAUACUAUUUUGUUUGCCUGGGCGAAAGCGACUGUUGAUCUUUGGGUGGAGUACAUAGGAUGGUGUCGCCAGGCUACUAUUUUGUUCCCAGUGAAGACGAGGCACAGGAGUCAUCAGUUUAUCUUUGUUUGUUUUAUCAUAAUCAUGCACUAUAUUAGGUAUUAGGCCUACACCACAAAUAUUAAACAUAUCACCAUACAUUUAGUUUAGUGAUUUGGGUUACUGUACCUUUAAACUUCUCUAGCUGGUAUAGAGAGUACAAGUAUAAGUCCUGGAUGUCAAGUACUGG
Messenger RNA from Engraulis encrasicolus (European anchovy), 4539 nucleotides. RefSeq names its product ankyrin repeat and fibronectin type-III domain-containing protein 1-like. Bases 4 to 3570 code for a protein of 1188 amino acids. Gene Ontology annotation, molecular function: protein binding. The transcript has 17 exons. Gene Ontology annotation, biological process: regulation of establishment of bipolar cell polarity; establishment of mitotic spindle orientation. Gene Ontology annotation, cellular component: spindle. The record is from RefSeq and is a predicted model, not a curated record. NCBI's taxonomy places the organism in Eukaryota, Metazoa, Chordata, Actinopteri, Clupeiformes, Engraulidae.